Equus quagga is the source of this 8893-nucleotide messenger RNA. It is a transcript of the gene DENND3, whose product is annotated as DENN domain containing 3. The transcript is spliced from 20 exons. Gene Ontology annotation, biological process: regulation of Rab protein signal transduction. Gene Ontology annotation, cellular component: cytoplasmic vesicle. NCBI's taxonomy places the organism in Eukaryota, Metazoa, Chordata, Mammalia, Perissodactyla, Equidae. The coding region runs from base 151 to 4041 and encodes 1296 amino acids. The record is from RefSeq and is a predicted model, not a curated record. Gene Ontology annotation, molecular function: protein binding.
CCCGCCCCGCGGACGGCGCUCCCCGGGACCCCCGGGCUGCAGACGCUCGGGCGCUGGGCCGGCGUUGGCGCGACCGGAGCGCGGGGUCGGAACCGGCGGCCGAGCGGCCCCAGCGGGGUGCGCCCAGUAGGCUGCGGCCGCGCAGCAGGCAUGGCAGAGGCCGCGCCGCAGCCCCUGGCGCUGCCCUCGGGGCUGCUGGAGCUGUGCGCGCUGCUGGGGGCCCCCCGGGACAGUCUCCGCGGCCCCGAGCAGGUUGCCCAGAGAAAGGGAGUCAAAAGUCUGUCUUCUCUCGAUCCGGAGGUCCUGUCCGUUUUCGUGCCUCCGUUUGUCAGUAAGGAGGACGGUCAGACGACUGGUGCCAGCUGCGUGCUUCUAAGCAAACCCAGAAGGCGCUCCCUCAGGAAGAAGAGAGAGAAGCCCAAACCAGAGCCCUGGAAGGGCCUCCCGGGGGGCCCCAGAGAGCCCGACUCCGAAGACAUCAGCAUCCCCAACGGCGUGGACCUGCUCGCCCUGCCUCAGCUGUGCUUCCCAGGGGGUGUGUGUGUGGCCUCUGAACCAAAGGAGGAUUGUGUCCAUUUUCUGGUGCUGACCGAUGUCUGUGGGAAUAGAACCUACGGUGUGGUAGCCCAGUACUACCGGCCCCUGCACGACGAGCACUGUUUCUACAACGGCAAAUCGCACUGGGAGCCGUGCAGACUGAGUGCAGCCGGCUGCUUCGUGCCCUUCGCGGUGUGCGUGGUCUCCAGGUUCCCCUACUACACGGCGCUCAAGGACUGCCUCUCCUGUUUAUUGACUCAUCUGAAGCUCUGUAAAGAUUUUGAAGUCGACAAUCACAUAAGAGAUUUUGCUGCAAAACUAUCUUUAAUACCUAGCCCGCCGCCGGGACCGCUCCAUCUGGUAUUUAACAUGAAGCCGCUACAGAUCGUGUUUCCCUCCCGAGCGGACCCUGACAGCCUGCUCAUCGACCUCGACCUUCACCUGCCCUUGCUGCGCUUCAGACCCGAGAGGGUGCUGCAGAUCCUGAGCUGCCUUCUCACGGAGCAGCGGAUCGUGUUCUUCUCCUCCAACUGGGCUCUGCUCACGCUCAUCACCGAGUGCUUCAUGGCCUACCUCCACCCACUGCAGUGGCAGCACACGUUCGUGCCCAUCCUCUCUGGCCAGAUGCUGGAUUUUGUCAUGGCUCCUACGUCCUUUCUCAUGGGCUGCCACCUCGACCACUUCGCAGAAGUCAGCAAGGAAGCUGAUGGUUUAAUUCUGAUAAAUAUCGAUAAUGGGAGCAUCACCUACUCCAGUGACGAUGGCAUUGACGUUCCCGACAUCCCUCUCCUGGCGGCUCAGACGUUUAUGCAGAGGGUCCAGAGCCUUCAGCUGCAUCACGAGCUGGACCUCGCUCACCUGGGCUCCAUCACAGACCUGAAUGAGGGGCGAGCCUGCAGGCGGGCCUGGCAGCAGACACUCAACCGCCAGAUCCAGCAGAUCACCCUGCAGCUGCUCGUCAGCAUCUUCAGGGAAGUGAAGAAUCACUUGAAUUACGAACAUCGAGUGUUUAACAGUGAAGAGUUCCUCAAGACCAGAGCUCCAGGGGACCAGGAGUUCUAUAAACAGGUUCUGGAGACCUACAUGUUUCAUUCUUUCCUCAAAGCGCGGCUCAGCAGGAGGCUGGACGCCUUUGCUCAGAUGGACCUUAGCACGCAGUCGGAAGAAGACAGAAUUAAUGGGAUGCUUCUAAGUCCCAGAAGACCGACAAUUGAGAAAAUGGCCUCGCGCAAAGCCUCGGCCUCGCAUGCCACUCACCGGCGCAUGGUGGUCAGCAUGCCCAACCUGCAGGACAUCGUGCCUCCCGAGCUGCCGCCACGCAACUCGUCGCUGCGGAAAGUGGACACUGGGGAUUGCAGAAGCAGCAGCACAGUUCUGAAUGUGAGCCCUAUGACGACAUACACGUUCAAGCUGCCGGAAAUCCACUUCCCCCUGGUGGGCCAGUGCGUCCAGGCCUAUUACUGCGACUGCGUCAGCCUGCUGAGUAAAGCCAUGAGCUUCCUGGCUCCCGAGAGCUCCGUGCUCCUGGCCCGCUACUUCUACCUCCGCGGGCUGGUUCACCUGAUGCAAGGACAGCUGCUGGGCGCCCUCCUGGACUUCCAGAGUCUGUACAAAACCGAUGUGCGGAUCUUUCCUGCCGACCUUGUUAAGAGGACAGUGGACUCCAUGUCGGCCCCCGAGCGCGCCCAGGCCGAGCAGACCCCUGAGCUGAGGAGGCUCAUCAGCGAGGUCAUGGACAAGGCCGGGGAGGCCCCCAAGGCGGACGACCGCGUCAAGAACUUCGAGCUGCCCAAGAAGCACAUGCAGCUGGACGAUUUCGUGAAGCGGGUUCAGGAAUCGGGCAUCGUGAAGGACAUUGGCACCAUCCGCCGGCUCUUUGAGGCAUUGACCGUAGGGCACCAGAAACAGAUCGACCCAGAAACGUUCAGGGAUUUCUACACCUGCUGGAAGGAGACGGAAGCGGAGGCCCAGGAGGUCGUUCUGCCGCCGUCCGUGAUGGAACACCUGGAUAAAAACGAGUGUGUCUAUAAGCUGUCGAGCUCCGUCAAGACCAACCGCGGCGUGGGCAAGAUCGCCAUGACGCAGAAGCGCCUGUUCCUCCUGACCGAAGGCAGGCCGGGCUACGUGGAGAUUUCCACCUUCCGAAACAUAGAGGAAGUCAGAAGUACCACAGUAGCUUUUCUGGUGCUCAGAAUACCCACAUUAAAAAUUAAAAUGGUGUCUAAGAAAGAAGUCUUUGAAGCUAAUCUUAAGACGGAGUGUGACCUGUGGCACCUGAUGGUGAAGGAGAUGUGGGCUGGGAAGAAGCUGGCCGAUGACCACAAGGACCCCCAGUACGUCCAGCAGGCGCUGACCCACGUCUUGCUGAUGGACGCCGUCGUGGGCACGCUGCAGUCGCCCGGCGCCAUUUAUGCUGCCUCCAAAUUGUCGUACUUCGAUAAGAUGAAGAACGAAAUGCCCAUGGCAGUUCCAAAGACGACCGCGGAAACGCUCAAGCACAAGAUCAACCCCUCGGCGGGAGAGAUCUUCCCGCAGGCCGUCGACGUCCUGUUGUACACUCCAGGGCAUCUUGAUCCAGCAGAAAAAGUUGAAGAUGCUCGCCCCAAACUAUGGUGCGCUCUGAACGAAGGCAAGGUGACCGUAUUCGAUGCCUCCUCUUGGACGAUCUACCAGCACUGCUUUAAAGUGGGCACUUCUAAACUGAACUGCAUGGUGAUGGCGGAGCAGAACCAGGUGUGGGUCGGCUCGGAGGACUCCGUCAUCUACAUCAUCAACAUCCACAGUAUGUCGUGCAACAAGCAGCUCACCGAUCACCGCUCCAGUGUCACGGAUUUGGUUGUGCAGGACACAGCGGAGGCGCCCAGGGAGGUGUACUCGUGCAGCGUGGAUGGGACGGUCCUGGCAUGGAACGUGAGCACGCUGCGGGUGACCAGCAGGUUCCAGCUGCCGAGCGGCGGGCUCUCGUCCAUCAGACUGCACAAUGGCCGCCUGUGGUGCUGUAAGUCCUGGGGGCCCCGCCGCCAGAACUGGAAGCUGACCCCUGCACUAGGACGAGGAAACCGAAUGGGAGCUACCGGCCUCUUUCAUGCUUUCCACAUUUCCAACUUUUGUUUUAAAAUUCUGGUUCCUUCUCUGUGCUCCCUGGCUCCCCACGUCCCUGCGUCCCUCUUGAUUGUGCUGUUUCUCCAGGGCUCCCCUACGCCUCCCCGAGGCGCCUGCCGCUUCUCCAAGUGCUGGCCUCUCUCCCGUGUCCCACUCAUGGUGAGAACACAGCCCAGGUGCCCCCAGGAGUCGUCACUGCUCUUUCUGGAGCCCUUGGGGGCCCUGCCAUUUGAGUGCAGGCCGGAGGGCACACUUGUCAGGAGCGUGCCGUGUGCUCACCUCUGCCACUCGCAGCACAGACCCCAGGGCGGGGCUGUCUGUGGGACCGAGCUGGGCGUUUGUCUGGCGUCUGACUGGAAGGUGCAGCGGCUGUGCCCGGUGGCUUGUGUUCUGCAUUGCUGAGCAUCGCAGAGCACAGCUGUCUGCACUUUGAACUGUUCCCUGGCAUAUAUACACCGGAUAACAUGGGUGAGAGUGUGAACACAUUUUCUCUAAUUCAAGCAUGUGUUACGUGUGGUAAAAUGCACAAACGUUGAGUGUACAGUUUGUUGUGUUUCGACAAAAGGAUCCACCACAUAACCACCCAACAGUCAAGACGCAGGGGACAUCCAUCGCAGCUGCGUUCCUCGGUGCUCCUUCCAGGCAGCCCCCUCACAGGGGAACGGUGGUUCUGAGUUCUAUCCCUAGAUUUGUUUUGCUUGUUCCUGAACUUUCUAUAAAUGGGCUCUACAGCGCGUGCUCUUCUUCUGUGGCUCUGUUCAGUCUACACAGGAUUCUGAGGAUUCAUCCGUGGCCUUCCGAGUUCCCAGCUCCUGCAUUUUAUCGCUGAGCAGUACUGCACUGUAUGAAUUUACUACAUUUAUGCUAGUCUGGUUAUCUUUUCUCUGGUGGGUGGAACUGGGUUAAUGGUGUUGAACCAUUUGAGAAACCGUCAGCCCCCUUCCAGAGCACUUGCUCCAUCUUGCAUUCCCAGCACAGCGCAGGAGGGUUCCGCUCCCCCUGCCUCCUCACCGGAGCUCCUCUGGCUUUGGUUGGAACCAUGCUAGUGGCUAGCAUGGGACCAUGACGUGACGUGGCAUCGCGUCGUGGCAUUGAUUGCGCUUCCCGAGGGCUGACGAUGGGGAGCAUCUUCCCAUGUGCCUUUUGCCAUUUCGGUAUCUUCUUUGGAGAAGGCCUGUUCAGAUCCUUUGCUCAUCAGUCGAUUCACUUUUAAUGCUAUGAUGAUAUGGUUAGGAGUAAGUGUACUGUUGCCUUCUUUCUGUUCCGUUUUCCCAUCUGUUCUUCGUUGUUUCUCCUCUCCUGCCUUCUUUUGGACUAUUUUAAUAUUCGUUUUAACCUUCUUUGUUGUCUUGUUAGCGCUACAUUUUUUGUUUUGCUGUUGAGUGGUUGCUCCGAGGACGGAGUCUGCGGCCGGACCUCAUCGCAGUCUCUCUCAGGUGACGAUCACACCACUUCCUGUUAACGUGAGCAGCUCAGAGCAGUCAACUUAAUUCCACGUACCUCUUUCUGCCCCUUGUGCUGCUGUUAAAUGCAGGAUUUUAUUUCUAGGAUUGUGAUAAACCUCAUAAUAUAUUUUUUAAGUUUUUGCUAAGUACUCCACAGUCUUUCAAAGAAAGUAAGAAAAAGUUUAUUUUUGCCCAUAUAUUGACCGUGUUUGGUGAGCUUCGUUCCCUCUUCAAACUCAGGUUUCCAUCUUGCAUCAUUUCCCCUUCACCUUAAGAAUUUCCUGCAGUAUUUCUUACGAUCUGAGUCUGCUGAAAACAAAUUCCAGGCUGACAGUUCUCAUUUUCUCCCCACACUUUAGCGAUAUCAUUCCCCUGUCGUCUCUGUGUGUUCCUGACGAGCAAUCUGCCAUCGUUCUUACUGUUCUGCUCAGUUAGCGCGCCCGGCUUCUGGAGCGGCGGUUCUUCUCUGGUUCCGUGAGCUGGACUACCGCGUGCUUGGUGGGAAGGGCUUGUGUUCAUCUCGCUGGCAGUGCACUUUCAUGAAUUUGGGGGAAAUGCUUAACCACCAUCUCUUCCAAUAUUUCUUCUGCCCACUCUCGCUCUCCGUCUUCUCGGAUUCUAGUUACAUAUAUAUGAGACCAUUGGAUAACGUCUUACAGGUCUCGGGCAGUGUAAUAAGUUUUUCAUUCCGCUUCUCUCUGUGCUUUGGUUGGCUAAGAUCUGAGCCUUUCUUCUCCUGUGUCCUGUCUGCUGUUAGACCUAUCCCGCAAAUUUUCACUUUAGUUCUAGAACUUCCAUUUAUUUUAUUUUUUUGAAGAACUUCGUUUGUCUGCUAAGUUCUUCAUCGCUUCACCCUCCUCUCUGUAUCUUCCCGUAAGGUUUGAAAUGGAUUUGUAAUUGUUGGUCUGAAGUCCUCGUCUGCUGGAUCCGGGCUCAUCUCUGGGUUUGCUCCUGUUUACUCGUUCCGUCUUGAUCUCUAGUCACGUCUUAACACUUCCUGUGUGUAGUAGCUUUCAUUGCAUCCUGGAUAUUGUCACUGACACACUGAGGAGGCUCUGGAUCAGACCCUUCCUUAUGGAGCAUUAAGUGUAGUUCUAGAAGAUCCUUAAAUAACUGGCGAAUCAUCUUGAUCCUGUGUGGAGGCUUGGUUUUAGGCUUCUCUGGGGUGAGUACAUCUCAGUUUUGAUCUUUGUCCUAGAGCAUAACCCUCAGUGCUGGUGCGCAGUCUUUGUUCUCACAGCCGGGCCCUUCCAGGGUUUCGAGGGGAUGCCCCAGGUGUCUACCGAGCCUUUCUAACUUGGAUGAGCCGCAUGCUGAACUCGUCUCUCUGUAGCGCUGGGGAGCACUGAACGCUCCUCCCAGGCCUUGUAUGUUCCAGUUCCACUUUCUGUUGUCUAUACACAGUUUAGGAGUCAGCCGAGGACUUGAGAAUUUAUACAUAUAUUUUGGGGCUCCCUCAUUCUGGGGAUAUCCCCCAUUUCCAGCCACACUGGCAGCCCCACACCAUUACCGUCAGCCAGGUUGGACUGCUGCAUACUGCGAGAACUUUAUUCCUCAGGGAACCUGGGGACCUGUGCACCUCGCUGACUUGGUUUCUUUUCACCCAAGGAUUGUAUCCCUCAGCUUUGGCUGACCUCCAGACAUGUGUGUGUGUGUGUGUGUGUGUGUCCACCCGUGGAUGCAUUUCGGACUAACAGAGCUGACGAACCUUGGCUGAGAGGUGUCUGUUAGAUGCAGUGAGGGAGCUAACAGGUGAGAAUGAGGAUGGGCAGCCUGGCCUGAAGGACGGAAUCUCGUUUAUGCUCUAAGUUAACUGAAUACAGUAAGUGGUUUUCUAUUUCACAACAUUAAGAAAAGUACAAGAAGAAAGUAGUUUCUUCGGGUGAAAGAGGACAUUUGCCUGUGAAGUGUUGUUCCAAGUCUUCAUCUAAUCAAGGACAACAAGCUGGAGGCUCGGUCACUCAGACGUCAUCCGUUCAGACGUGGAGAUCACGCCAGUGUCUUUGCUCGUCCAGGCGUCUGUGGGCACCAGGGCAGAGCCUGGAAGAGUGUGGGGCAGACGGGCCAGCUCCGCUCAGUCCUCCCAAGGCCCCAGCAAGGGGAACCUGGGGAGCCUGACUUUCCAGUCACACUAUUUCAGACCCGCUUAGUUGUCCCCUAAGUCUGGAUGGGAAGCUACCCUCGCUGCAGGCACCCCAAGCCUGAGUGCCCCUCAGAAGGACGUGUGCUUGGGUCGUUUCCUGGGAGGGAGGUGGACGUGCGUUCCCUGUGCCCUGUGGUCGGAGGUUUGCAUCUGUGAGGUUGCUGGUGCCCCCUGGCUCAGGCCGUGGCCUUCGUGUGCAUUCGGGUUCAAAUCCAGGCUUUGUCACUGGAUGGUUAGUCAGUUUGGGCAGGUCCCUCAUGCUCUUAGAGUCUGUUUCUUCAUUUGAAAAGUGAGGUGGAAACAGCGCCCUUCCCCCAUGAGAGCCCACCAACAGCUAAGAGAUGCCAGAGGCAAAAGCCCUGUCGGCCUCGAAAUGUGACGAGUGGGGGGCUGGUGACAGUGACCCCAGAGAGCAGCCCUGAUGGCGUGGGCGCCGAGCCCCUGUACGCUGACCUGACUGGUGAGAAGGGCUACAGAAGGACAAGUCAUGAAGGGGGAUGAGCAGUGGAGUGGCCGAGGGGGUCUCCCGUGGGGAGCUUCUCCCGGACAAAGCCCCCCCAGGUGCUUCUCCCUCCUACCGCCCCACGGCAGGGGCCCCAGGAGCCCCUUCCCUUUCUGUGCCUAGCCCGCCUCGGGGACAGCGAUCGCUCGGCCACAUCCCCGCCCCCACCUGCUGCUCCGUGUGCAGCAGGCUCCCCCAGAUGUUUGCCCCUCCCACUUCGGUGUGUGAACUGCUCCCCUCCGCCAGCCAGGCCCCUGCAGUAUUGGCGCAGGUCAGCGACUUAUCCAGAGCCUGGAGCGGUUUGAGAGCUGCUGGUCGGCACCGACGAGGGGCCCCUGUGGGCGAGGAGACCGCUGAGGGCCCCAGGGUGGCAGAAGCACCUCUCCAGAGGGCUCCCUGCCAGCCCAGGCAUUCCUAACAAGCAGCAGCAUCCAGAAGGGCCUGUUAAUGAGUCCAAGUGGAUAAUGGCCUGUCUGGAUAAAAGGCCUCCCAUGGGAGGCUCGUUUCUGCAUGUUAGGUCUCAGGGAAAACCACGUUUAGCCGGGCUCAGAAGCAGGAAGAGAGCUGUGGUGGUGGGCUUUCGCUUUCCACGACUGCAAACUCAGCCAGGCUUCCGAGGCCUCGGGGCCCCUUCUCCGUCCAGGCCGGGUGCCAGAGGGGGACCUGCAGUUAGCUCAGCUGCGCCAGGAAGCCGAGCAGCAUGGGGGUGCGCCCCUUCUGCCUCGCAGGCUGGAGUUCCUUGGGCGGCUUGGCUGUGGCUGGCCCCGCCCUCCUCAUCCAAAGGCUCCCCCGAGGGCAGGCUGUGUCUUCCCGUCCCAUCUCUGCGGUGCUGGCACAGCGGCUUUAGCACAUGGGGGCAGGGUACAUGUGAUAAAACCUAAGAAAGGACAGCCUUGCAGCUCGGCCGCCACUCCUUGAAGACGACGCUCCGUCCCCUGUGCACCUGAUUUCACAUCCUCUCUGCAGCCCUCAUCCUGAUGACCCGGGGCUCUCAUGUCACGGACACUCUGGGUUUGCAGAAGGACAUUGUGCUUCAGUGACUCACGGAAACAGACGGACAGAAGCGCGAAGACACAGAUGUGCUCCGGAGGCAGGGCCCUGUUCCGUGACUCUCAGAAUGGCCAGCACGGUGAGGGCUGCCUGCGGCCUCAAGGGAGAGGAGAC